AUGAGUUGUUUUUCUGUUCAGAAACAUGUCAAUUAUGGAGAGGUGAUUUUAAUAGUUGGAGAUUGUCACAAGAUAUAAUGGAAUGUGUAGAAUGGAAUUUAAAUGCAAUGGAAUUAAGAUGAUAUCUGGACUGUCACACUGGACUCCUGUUGUUUACCUAUGAAUUAUCGUUAUGUAGUUGUUAAGUAAGACAGCAGACAGAUAGUUCAAUGGGAAGAUGGAAUCAACAGAGUGUUCAAUUCUCAUCAAGAUGUUCAGGAUGUUUGGGGUCAUCUUCGUAUUACUCUAAAACUCAUGAAUUACCCUGAUUCCAACAUAACUCUCAAUCUCUACACUCAAACAGGAAGACACAAGAUUCCGCUCAACAGAAUUGAGGGUGAAUGCACACAAACUUUUCAGAUCCCGAAUAAAUCUAUUCAUUAAUUGGCUUAUAAAUACCAAUCCAAUGAAAAGUGGGAAAGAGGGGGUGUGCGAAUGAUCCAAUCCCAUCCAAUUAUCAACAAUGUCAUGCAUGUAACUGACUCAAGUGUAGAUUUCAACCUGAAUUAUAAUCGCGUUUUUGAAAACUUAUACGUUGGUUCAUUUAUUUAUAUAGAUGAAAUCCGCAUUCUAUAAGAUUUGGGUGUAAAUGCCAUACUCAACUUACAGACUGUUGAAGAUCUAAUCAACAAGGAUUUGCCAGAAGAUUAUUUUGAUUAACUUCAUUGUCAAAGCCAAUCUCUUGGUAUCAUCUAUUUGCAAUGUCCAAUUAAGGAUUGUAAUAAGAGAUCCUAUCUCUAAAAUGGAGGCGAUGCCUAUUAGAUCCUCAGGAAACUGCUGGAUCAAGGCAAAUGCGUGUAUGUCCAUUGCACUGAUGGGAUUCAAAGGAGUGUUCAAACCAUUAUACUCUACAUGGUUUAGGAUUUGAAUUACACUCUAGAGUAGGCCAUCGAAUUAGUUCAAGUCAUUAGACCAAGAUCGAAACCUAUUCGUGAAGUACUAUAAAAAGUCUUAAAUCUUUGAUAUCCAAAUUUUAUGUAAUC
Molecule: messenger RNA, 1022 nt
Organism: Paramecium tetraurelia
Lineage: Eukaryota; Ciliophora; Oligohymenophorea; Peniculida; Parameciidae
Exons: 2
Biological process (GO): protein dephosphorylation
Molecular function (GO): starch binding; protein tyrosine/serine/threonine phosphatase activity
Source: RefSeq, a predicted model, not a curated record